Messenger RNA from Ascochyta rabiei, 969 nucleotides. RefSeq lists its product as uncharacterized. The transcript is spliced from 3 exons. Lineage: Eukaryota; Fungi; Ascomycota; Dothideomycetes; Pleosporales; Didymellaceae. Gene Ontology annotation, biological process: vesicle fusion; exocytosis; intracellular protein transport. Gene Ontology annotation, cellular component: plasma membrane; SNARE complex; endomembrane system. The record is from RefSeq and is a predicted model, not a curated record. Gene Ontology annotation, molecular function: SNAP receptor activity; SNARE binding. The coding region runs from base 1 to 969 and encodes 322 amino acids.
AUGUCGAAUCUGACCGAAAUGAACGAGCAGUACGGCAACAGCGGCUACAACCAGAUCGACGGCUAUGGCGCCAACCCAUACGACCAGCGCAAUGACGGCGCUCAAGGCGGCCGCUUCAACAAUUACUCUCAGGGCGCAUACGAUGACCCUGGGCUAGAGAUGCAGAACUACGGCCAGCCUGCAGGCGGCGCAGACCCCAAUGCCAUUCUCAACGAGUGUCGCGAAGUCGACCGCGCCCUCGACGACCUCGACGGCCAGCUCGGCAACCUCGAGCGCGUCUUCAGGCAGGUGCUGGCCCGCCCAGACAUGCCCUCAGGCGAGAUCAACAACCUCAGCACACAGAUCAUGACGGGCUACCGCGGCCUUGUUUCGCGCGUCAAGAACAUCAAGAGCAAGCCCGAGUCUGGCAGCCCCAGGAACGCGCCACAGGUCGGAAAGAUUGACCGCCGGCUGAAAGCCACCAUCAACAAGUACCAGACCCUCGAGGCAGACUUCAGGAGGGACUCGCAGGCCGCCGCUGAGCGCCAGUACCGCAUUGUGCGCCCGGAUGCGACCGAGGAGGAGGUCAGAGAAGCUGUCGCAGACCCUGAGGCCCCCAUCUUCCAGCAAGCUCUUCUUAACUCGGACCGCCGCGGCCAAGCCUCCAGCACCCUCCGCAACGUCAAAGAGCGCCACGAAGCGAUCCAGAACAUCGAGCGCCAGAUGGUCGAACUCGCCCAGCUGUUCCAGGACCUCGACCAGAUUGUGCAGCAGCAAGAACCCCUCGUCGCCAACAUCGAGCAAAAGGGCGAGGAAAUCCACGACAACGUUGUCCAGGCAAACACCGAGAUCGGCGGCGCGAUCGAGAAGGCGCGCAGCAGGAACCGCAAGAAGUGGUGGUGCCUGCUCAUCGUCCUGCUCAUCAUCAUCGUUGUCGUCGUCAUUGCGGUCGUAGUCACACAGGUCAACAAGGCUGCUACCGGCAAAUAA